Drosophila albomicans is the source of this 571-nucleotide messenger RNA. RefSeq names its product enhancer of split M1 protein (gene Kaz-m1). The transcript is spliced from 2 exons. The record is from RefSeq and is a predicted model, not a curated record. NCBI's taxonomy places the organism in Eukaryota, Metazoa, Arthropoda, Insecta, Diptera, Drosophilidae. The coding region runs from base 53 to 526 and encodes 157 amino acids. Gene Ontology annotation, molecular function: protein binding.
AUUGAAUUUCUACUCUUCCAUACGAAUUCGAAGAAUUUAUUUAAUAUUUACAAUGAUAUCACAAACUGUGCAAGUCUGCUGCUGCCUGGCCCUGCUGUCCGGCAUUGUGGCAACCACUGUGUCCAUCAACGAGACGGAUUGUCCCCAAAUUUGUCCAUCGGUCUACAAGCCAGUUUGUGCCUCCGAUGGCUUCAAUCUGAAGGAAUUUGCCAGUGACUGCAAUCUGAAGGCCGCCAACUGUCGCCGCCAGCGUAAUGCUCAAACUGUCUAUGCUCAAACUGAUAUGGCUUGGUGUAGCUCCGAGCAGGUGGAAGAUUUGCGUGAGAAAUUGGGCAACAUUAAGCUGGACGUGGCCGAGUGCCUGAAGCCAUGCAGCAUGAUCUAUCAGCCUCUCUGUGUGACAAACGGCAAGUACCGUGGCAUCGUGUCCAAUGCCUGCGCCCUGGAAACCUUCAACUGCGCCCUGCAGGCCACUGGCGCCCAGCCCGCUGCGCUAUUGCGCAUCCUGCGCGCCGAUACCUGUUAAACCCAGCUUGAGUACCGACCAAUAAACAUCACGGACAAUAGACAA